CCGUCCCCCGCCGGCUAGGUGAAGGUGAGAGUCUCCUCCAGCCCGCCCGACUAGACGGAACGCAGCGGCUCAAGGCCCACGGUGGAAGUUCUUCGUCGACUCGAGCUCUCUCGCUAUGGCGCCUCCAUCAGUCUUUGCCGAGGUUCCGCAGGCCCAGCCGGUCCUCGUCUUUAAGCUCACUGCUGACUUCCGCGAGGAUCCGGACCCCCGCAAGGUCAACCUGGGAGUGGGAGCGUAUCGCACGGAUGACUGCCAGCCCUGGGUUUUGCCUGUAGUGAAGAAGGUGGAGCAGAAGCUUGCUAACGACAGUAGCCUUAACCACGAGUACCUGCCAAUCCUGGGCCUACCAGACUUCCGGACCCAUGCGUCCCGCGUUGCCCUGGGGGAUGACAGCCCAGCUAUCCGGGAGAAGCGGGUAGGAGGUGUGCAGGCUUUGGGGGGAACAGGUGCCCUUCGAAUCGGAGCUGAGUUCUUGGCGCGAUGGUACAACGGAACAAACAAUAAGGAUACACCUGUCUACGUAUCCUCACCAACCUGGGAGAAUCAUAAUGGUGUAUUUUCUGCCGCUGGAUUUAAAGACAUUCGGUCCUAUCACUAUUGGGAUGCAGCGAAGAGAGGACUUGACCUCCAGGGUUUCCUGAACGAUCUGGAGAGUGCUCCUGAGUUUUCCAUCUUUGUCCUCCAUGCCUGUGCACACAACCCAACUGGGACCGACCCAACUCAGGAGCAGUGGAAGCAGAUCGCAUCCGUCAUGAAGCGCCGGUUUCUGUUCCCCUUCUUUGACUCAGCCUAUCAGGGCUUCGCCUCUGGAGACCUAGAGAAAGACGCCUGGGCCGUUCGUUAUUUUGUGUCUGAAGGAUUCGAGCUCUUCUGUGCUCAGUCCUUCUCCAAGAACUUCGGGCUCUACAAUGAGCGAGUGGGGAACCUGACCGUGGUUGUAAGAGAACCGGAUAGCAUCCUGCGGGUCCUUUCCCAGAUGGAGAAGAUUGUGCGAAUCACUUGGUCCAAUCCCCCUGCUCAGGGAGCACGCAUCGUGGCCACUACGCUCUCUAACCCUGAGCUCUUUAAGGAAUGGACAGGUAACGUGAAGACGAUGGCCGACCGGAUUCUGACCAUGAGAGCUCAACUCAGGGCACGACUGGAAGCCCUCAAGACCCCUGGAACCUGGAACCACAUCACUGAGCAAAUUGGAAUGUUCAGCUUCACUGGGUUGAACCCCAAGCAGGUUGAAUAUCUGAUCAAUGAAAAGCACAUCUAUCUGCUGCCAAGUGGUCGGAUCAACAUGUGUGGCUUAACCACCAAAAAUCUAGAUUAUGUGGCCACUUCCAUCCAUGAAGCAGUCACCAAAAUCCAGUGAAGAAGCACCACGCCAACAGCACCACCAAAGCGGCCCUCUGUCGUGUGUGUCCUCUGCCUGCACAAACCUACUUGUACAUAUCACCGAUUAGAGACUAUUGAAGGACUGAAAAAGGCUGCUCUGGUGUGGAGGCGUGGCCGCUGUUCCAACUGGCCCCACGUGAAAGAAUAUCCCCUGAGAAGAAAUGUGGGCCUGGGAUUAGAGCCCUUUUAGAGGCCAGAGCAAAUUACGGUUUCUAUUUAAGAAGAAUAAAAAGAUACUUUGAUCAUAAGCCGUAGAUAUCUUGGCCCCUCGCUAGAAGCAGGAGUGUUGCCUGUGUCGCUUGUGUGAUUCCUUGUGUUCCUUGACUCUGUACAAAGUCUAGUCCCAAAGAUGAGGUUGUCUGAAGAGUCAAGUGUGAUUGUGGGUUUUGGCUGUGUCUCCAUCCGGUGUCCUGUCUCCCUGCUCUUUCUGCAUGGUUGUAUCCCUAGCCCUAAGCUUUCAUUCUUUAGGGUGACCAAGGAAAGAAAUAUAUUUACAUCACACACACACACACACACACACACACACACACACACACACAUUCUGAAACAGAAGUUUCACAGGACAGUAUUUGCCCUUGCUAUGUGUAGUGCUUUCUGAUAUUUUCUAGUCGACUCUAUUCUACUGUGUCCUAUUUCACUAAAGAAAUAAAAGUGCUGCUUGAGACCUAUGGAA
This is a messenger RNA of Rhinolophus ferrumequinum (greater horseshoe bat), 2053 nucleotides long. It is a transcript of the gene GOT1, whose product is annotated as glutamic-oxaloacetic transaminase 1. Gene Ontology annotation, cellular component: cytosol. The transcript is spliced from 9 exons. Gene Ontology annotation, biological process: L-aspartate biosynthetic process. NCBI's taxonomy places the organism in Eukaryota, Metazoa, Chordata, Mammalia, Chiroptera, Rhinolophidae. The record is from RefSeq and is a predicted model, not a curated record. Bases 116 to 1357 code for a protein of 413 amino acids. Gene Ontology annotation, molecular function: L-aspartate:2-oxoglutarate transaminase activity; pyridoxal phosphate binding.